UGUCUACCUAAUGCCCUGUACCAAACAUUCACCACUUCUAGUAACAGGACUUGGUGCUAUUCUGAAUGGCAUAUGAUAGAGCUCACCAGUUACAUCCAUAUGGUUUUUGGUUUUCUGCUUCCAUUCUUAAUCAUUUCUACCUGUUACAUUUCUGUGGCUUUUAAAUUACGAGAUAGAAGAUUUUCGGAAGUUGGUAAUAAAAUCAUCAAGGUGUCUUUAGGUAUCAUAGUGGCAUUUUUCAUCACCUGGGCCCCCUACCACAUCAUGGGUAUAAUCCUGCUCUUCAUUCAAAAUAAAGAAGUGGAGAUCCUUGACCUUCUCUCUCAGUCUCUGGCCCAGUUCAAUAGUUGCAUCAACCCAAUACUCUACGUCUUCAUGGGGAAAGAUAUGAAGAAUAAGUUGAGACAGUCUAUUGGAGAGCUCAUACAAGAUACGCUUAGUGAAAGCUUAUCAAAAACAUCACCUCAUAGGAAUCAGGACAUGAUG
Messenger RNA from Staurois parvus, 486 nucleotides. NCBI's taxonomy places the organism in Eukaryota, Metazoa, Chordata, Amphibia, Anura, Ranidae. The record is from the annotation of a GenBank genome assembly.